Molecule: messenger RNA, 2391 nt
Organism: Aspergillus mulundensis
Lineage: Eukaryota; Fungi; Ascomycota; Eurotiomycetes; Eurotiales; Aspergillaceae
Product: repressor protein
Exons: 2
Coding region: 1-2391 (796 amino acids)
Biological process (GO): chorismate biosynthetic process
Molecular function (GO): 3-dehydroquinate dehydratase activity; 3-phosphoshikimate 1-carboxyvinyltransferase activity; shikimate 3-dehydrogenase (NADP+) activity
Source: RefSeq, a predicted model, not a curated record
AUGCCUCAUCGUGAUGCAAAUGUGCACCGCAAGGUGGACCCUGAGGCAUCAUUGGUUCUUAUUGGGAUCCGGGGAUGUGGGAAACGGUCGCUGGGGUUUAUUGCCGCUACUGCGUUGAAGCGUCGCUUCAUUACGGAGGAUCACUACUUCAAGGAAGUUACUGGACUUUCGCGGCAUGAGUACCUGAAGCAAUAUGGAAGCCAGGAGUUUCAGCAGCGUGACAUUGAAGUCCUGAAGCUGAUGCUAGACAACCAUCGCUCGCGUUGUGUUAUUGAAUGCGGGCUAGGAAGCCUCACUCGUCCCGUCCAGGAAUACCUCCGACAGUACUCCCUCACGAAUCCUGUUGUGUACAUUGCGCGGGACAUGGGACCUAUCCAGAAAUUGUUGGGACUGGACGAUCAGGCCGCAAAGCUGCUGGGUGAAGGUGAUCCGCUCCACCGCAAUUGCUCAAAUUUCGAGUACUAUAACACGGAGGACCGCUCGAGCUUCGCCGCCCAGCCGGACGAAGAAGCGCAAGAUCGACGUUCAGUCGGCUACUCUUUCAAACUCAAAGAGGCAAAGGAGGAUUUUACACGUUUUGUUCGCUUUGUGACGGGUACAGACGUCGGGCAUUCUAGCUAUGACUCCCCUUUUGUGCUGCUUGAGACGCCGCCGGAGCUACGGUCCUACACCUAUGCGAUUUUCGUGCGCUCUUCAGAUUUGAUCGAUAACAGAGUAAAACUUUUGGAACUUGAGUCUGGCGGAGAUGCCAUUGAGUUGUGUGUCGAUUGCUGGAGCCCGGAAAUGGCGAUGACUGUGAGCAACCAAGUUUCUGUUCUAAGGAGAAACACCCACGCACCGAUAAUUCUGUCAGUCGAUUCCCAUGCGCUGAGAGUUACUGGCAACCAAUGCUCGGAACAGCGCCGCAAUUUAUACUCUCAGAUCGUGGAGCACUGUUUACGGCUCGCCGUUGAGUACCUGGUAGUCGACCUGGAUCAAGAUCAUGCUUUUAUUGAUGAAGUCAUCCGCAAUAGGGGCAUGACAAAAAUCAUUGGCCAGCGUAUCUUUGAGCCGUCCUCUGGUGUGGCCUGGGAUAACGAAGAAUGCCUAUCGGCUUACCUCAAUGCUGCUGGGCUAGGAUGCCAGUUAGUUCGCAUUCUACGUGUGGCAACUGAGCGAGAGGAUAACACAGCUAUUGCCAAGUUUACAAAUAAGAUUGAAAUGCUACCGGGUGACCACCCACCGAUAAUAGCCUUCAACAUCGGUAGCCUUGGGCGUACGUCUCAGGUGUUCAACUCUAUUCUCACAUCUGUCUCGCAUUCCGCGAUCGAUCGUCGCUCUCGCAAUGAGAGAGACCCGCAAAUCUUGGCCCGCGACGCUGUCCAGGCACUGUUCCAAAGUUACGUCUUGGAUCCCCUGCAAUUCUAUAUACUGGGUGGCAGCGUAGCCUACAGUCUAUCGCCCGCCAUGUACAAUGCCGCAUUCAACCAUUGUGGCAUGGAUCAUACAUACAGCAUACCAGAGAAGCCAACGCUGGCAGCACUAGACCAGCUGGGCCGGGAUCCAAACUUCGGUGGUGCCAGUAUUGUUCAACCUUGGAGGGUGCAAGUUUUCCAAAAACUCGCAGCAAAGAGCCGCCAUGCUGAAGCCAUUGGGGCAAUUAAUACAAUUAUGCCGCUCCGAGGCCAGUCGGACGGGAUUAUGUUCCCACUACAAGAGCAAGCUAGCCGUCGUCACCUGGCUGGACCUGUGCUGGGAUGGUAUGGCGAGAAUACAGACUGGGUUGGCAUUAUGACGUGCAUCAAUCGAAACCUCUCACCACGUAACGCCAUCAGUCCAUCAAGGACAACGGGCCUGGUUAUUGGAGCUGGUGGCAUGGGACGUGCCGCUAUAUAUGCUAUGCUUCGACUAGGCUGUCGAAAAAUCUUCAUCUACAAUCGGACCUUGUCCCGCGCGGAGCGCGUCGCUCGGCACUUCAAUUCAUGGGCCGCGUCUCAAGUGGGCUCGACAGAGGUGGUUUAUGUACUUCAAUCGUUGCACGAUGACUGGCCCGAUGCCUGCCCACCGUGCAUAAUUGCCUCAUGCGUCCCAGCAGACCCAGACGGAGAUGAGCCGCCGGCAAAUUUCGAGAUGCCCAUGCAAUGGUUGGGAAGCCCAACUGGCGGAGUAGUCCUUGAAUUUGCGUAUAAACCUCUGGAAACGCCACUACUCAGACAGAUGCGUCUCUUCCGCAGCGAAAUGGGGCGUCCAUGGGUGCUGGUCGAUGGCCUUGAUAAUGUUGCCGAACAGGCUAUCGCGCAGUUCGAGAUAUUGACUGGACGAAAGGCGCCGCGUCGCCUGAUGACUAUGGAGGCGCUCCGCAACUCGUUUGACGAGAAGACAAUUCGGGCCCGCUUAGGCAUCAAUGAAUAG